Lynx canadensis (Canada lynx) is the source of this 1257-nucleotide messenger RNA. Its product is annotated as high mobility group protein B1. Gene Ontology annotation, molecular function: DNA binding, bending. The coding region runs from base 149 to 796 and encodes 215 amino acids. The transcript has a single exon. Gene Ontology annotation, cellular component: nucleus. Gene Ontology annotation, biological process: regulation of transcription by RNA polymerase II. The record is from RefSeq and is a predicted model, not a curated record. NCBI's taxonomy places the organism in Eukaryota, Metazoa, Chordata, Mammalia, Carnivora, Felidae.
ACAGAGCGGAGAGAGUGAGGAGGCUGCGUCUGGCUCCCGCUCUCACAGCCAUUGCAGUACAUUGAGCUCCAUAGAGACAGCGCCGGGGCAAGUGAGAGCCAGACGGGCACUGGGCGACUCUGUGCCUCGCUGAGGAAAAUAAUUAAACAUGGGCAAAGGAGAUCCUAAGAAGCCGAGAGGCAAAAUGUCAUCAUAUGCAUUCUUUGUGCAAACUUGCCGAGAGGAGCACAAGAAGAAGCACCCAGAUGCUUCAGUCAACUUCUCAGAGUUUUCUAAGAAAUGCUCAGAGAGGUGGAAGACCAUGUCUGCUAAAGAGAAAGGAAAGUUUGAAGACAUGGCAAAGGCGGACAAGGCCCGUUAUGAAAGAGAAAUGAAAACUUAUAUCCCCCCUAAAGGGGAAACAAAAAAGAAGUUCAAGGAUCCCAAUGCACCCAAGAGGCCUCCUUCGGCCUUUUUCUUGUUUUGUUCUGAGUAUCGCCCAAAAAUCAAAGGAGAACAUCCUGGCCUAUCCAUUGGUGAUGUUGCAAAGAAACUGGGAGAGAUGUGGAAUAACACCGCUGCAGAUGACAAGCAGCCUUAUGAGAAGAAGGCUGCGAAGCUGAAGGAAAAAUAUGAAAAGGAUAUUGCUGCAUACCGAGCUAAAGGAAAGCCUGACGCGGCAAAAAAGGGAGUCGUCAAGGCUGAAAAAAGCAAGAAAAAGAAGGAAGAGGAGGAGGACGAGGAAGAUGAAGAGGAUGAGGAAGAGGAGGAAGAUGAAGAGGAUGAAGAAGAAGAAGAAGAUGAUGAUGAUGAAUAAGUUGGUUCUAGCGCAGUUUUUUUUUCUUGUCUAUAAAGCAUUUAACCCCCCUGUACACAACUCACUCCUUUUAAAGAAAAAAAUUGAAAUGUAAGGCUGUGUAAGAUUUGUUUUUAAACUGUACAGUGUCUUUUUUUGUAUAGUUAACACACUACCGAAUGUGUCUUUAGAUAGCCCUGUCCCGGUGGUAUUUCCAAUAGCCACUAACCUUGCCUGGUACAGUAUGGGGGUUGUAAAUUGGCAUGGAAAUUUAAAGCAGGUUCUUGUUGGUGCACAGCACAAAUUAGUUAUAUAUGGGGAUGGUAGUUUUUUCAUCUUCAGUUGUCUCUGAUGCAGCUUAUACGAAAUAAUUGUUGUUCUGUUAACUGAAUACCACUCUGUAAUUGCAAAAAAAAAAAAAAAGUUGCAGCUGUUUUGUUGACAUUCUGAAUGCUUCUAAGUAAAUACAAUUUUUUUUAUUA